Messenger RNA from Debaryomyces hansenii CBS767, 1083 nucleotides. Its product is annotated as MDR family NADP-dependent oxidoreductase. Gene Ontology annotation, molecular function: oxidoreductase activity, acting on the CH-CH group of donors, NAD or NADP as acceptor. The record is from RefSeq and is a predicted model, not a curated record. The transcript has a single exon. NCBI's taxonomy places the organism in Eukaryota, Fungi, Ascomycota, Pichiomycetes, Serinales, Debaryomycetaceae. Bases 1 to 1083 code for a protein of 360 amino acids.
AUGUCUAUCCCAUCAAACUAUAAGCAAAUUAUUUUAAACAGUGCACCAAGUAAAGAAGUUAACUUGAAAUACGGUGAAGAAUCAUCUACUUUCAGAAUUGAGCAAGCAUCUUUUGAUGAGAACUCAGUUAAGGACGGAGAAGUGGUUGUUAAAGUUUUGUACCUUUCUAACGAUCCAACUCAAAGAGGAUGGAUGCAAAAGGGAAUUGAUGCGAAGAGAAUGUACGCACCACCAAUUUUAGAGAAUGACCCUGUCACUGCAUUAGGGUUAGGUGAAAUUGUGCUUUCUAAAUCGAGCAAGCAUUCGGUUGGCGAUAAGGUUACCGGACGUUUCUCGUGGCAAGAGUACGUGGUUGUGAAUGAACAAAGUAUUUUCACGACCAUUGAUGAAUCGGCAGGCUUACCUUUAACUUCGUAUUUGUCUUCUGUUGGUAUGACUGGUUUGACCGCAUAUUUUGGGGUCACCAAGGUCGGUGAAUUAAAGAAAGGACAAACGAUUGUUAUUUCGGCUGCCUCUGGUGCAACUGGAUCUAUGUGUGUUCAAAUUGCUAAACAUAUAGUUGGAGCUACCAAGGUUAUUGGUAUUUCUGGUUCCGCCGAAAAGUGUAAGUGGGUUGAAUCUCUCGGUGCUGAUGUAUGUGUUAACUAUCAUGACGCAGACUACCAAAAGCAAUUAUCAGAUAUCAUUGGUGACGACUUCGUUGAUGUUUAUUACGAUAAUGUUGGUGGUGAAAUCUUGAGUUUCAUGCUCUCCAAGGUCAAGCCGUUCGGUCAUGUUGUUGCAUGUGGUGCGAUUGCCGGUUACAAUGACAAAGAAAAGAGUAAUGUCACUAGCUGGGCUGAAAUUAUUACAAAUCGUCUUACUGUUCGUGGUUUCAUCAUUCUUGAUUUUGUCAAAGAUUAUGCCCAAGGUGUUGGUGCAAUUGUUGGUGCAAUUAAGGAAGGAAAAAUUAAGAUUACCGAAGGUACAUCAGUAGUUGAUUUGACUAGCGAAAAGGACGUUUUGGCCAAGGUUCCAGAAACAUGGAGCUUAUUAUUUGGUAGCAAUAAGCCAAACGGUAAGUUAAUCACAAAGAUUGCUUAA